Messenger RNA from Bursaphelenchus okinawaensis, 1906 nucleotides. NCBI's taxonomy places the organism in Eukaryota, Metazoa, Nematoda, Chromadorea, Rhabditida, Aphelenchoididae. The record is from the annotation of a GenBank genome assembly.
AUGGCCCCAACUGUUGCCCCAGUGUCACAAUUCGAGCACGUCAAGUUUAUUGGCGAAGGAUCGUUUGGAUUUGUAAGUUUUGGUUGUUAUUGUAGUAAAUUUUGUAUUUUGCUUCGUAUAGGUAUGGGUACUUUGUUACCCGUACCUAUACGAAGCAAAAUAGCCGAUGUGACGAAAAAAACUUACAGGUCAAGGCUUUUAAACGCACUGUCCUACUUCAAAUAGACAUGAGAAACGGUUUUUCAAGCCCAGCCCGAUCUAAACUUUGCUCAAAGCCGGGCAGGCCUCUUUCUCAUGUAUAACUUCAAAACCAGCGUAAUACCCAAUUCACCAAAUCUUUAGUUUAUUGAGGCUACUCUAGCUAUAUUUAGAAUAUUAGGUUCCGACAUAAAGAACCCGCCAUUUUUUACAGGACAGGCAAAUUAUGGCGGGUUCUUUAUGUCGGCACUUAAUGUAUACCUACAUCAACUUUUUUUUACCACUUUUGGCUUUUUCCUUGGCUUAACUAACAACUGUUGUUCUUUACAAAGGAAAGUUACAAUUGUUAGUCCUAUUUAUACGUCAGACCUCUUUUUGUCUUUAGCUUACUUGAGAAACUAGACCUGAAAGGGGAGGAUCCACUAGACCCGGCCCGGGCAGAAGUAAAUUUUAAAAAGGCCGAGCCAGCUUAUGUGAGUCCAAGGGCCCUGGCCAAAAUCCAAGCCCGGCCCCUUUACAGGUCUACGAGAAGCACGUUUGCUUGUCCCUAACUUACUCAUCCUUUAUAUUCAUAAGUUUUAGUCCCUGCCCUACUCUGCUAUACUCUACUGUACUCUACUAUACCCUACCUACCCUGCCCUCCCCUACCUUUAACAAGCCUUAAUCAUCGUACCAUUAUCUCAUUUUAUCAUACUUUCAGGUAUCAUUAGUCAUAAAAACACAAGGCAUCGACAAAGGAACGAGGUAUGCAAUGAAGUACAUUGAAAAGCAGCGUGAAGAAGAUGAAGAAAACCAAAACCCACAUGCCAUAAUGGAUGAAAUAGACACGCUACAAAGUUUGAACAACCCACAUGUCGUCCGGCUCUUCUACGUCUUCCACACCAAUAAUAUGAUUCAUAUGGUGAUGGAACACGUCGAAGGCUGUGACUUAUUCGACAUUAUCACCCAGAACGCUCGUCUUCCGCCCAAAAUGGUCGCUUUCAUAUCAGCUCAACUAAUAAUGGCAGUCGACUACCUGCAUUCGGCUUCUGUAUGUCACCGUGAUUUGAAGACAGAAAACAUCAUAUUGAAUUGCGAUGGCUAUGUUAAGCUUGUCGACUUUGGAGGUGCCAAGUUUUUGCCAAAAGAUGGUGAUAUGAAGAUGCAUUCGCUUAUUGGAACCCCGGAAUACAUGGCUCCAGAAGUGUUUUUGCGCAAAGGAUACACACAUAUGGUGGAUUGGUGGGCUUUGGGCGCUUGUGUGUUCUUCAUGGCCGCUGGACGAGCAAUGAUAGACCAUGACGAUGAAGACUUUGAGAGAAAUGUAAGUAGUGAAGAGAAAACAAGCUCUAUCCGUAUCUAGCUCUACCCACUCUACCAAAAAAAUCAAACUUUCACGACCAAAACCUAUACGAUUACAUUAUAGAUAGUUCAAAACCCAAUCAAACUCCCCAAAUGUAAUCAAGGCUUGACAGAGCUGCUAAAGAAGUUGCUAGUCAAGGACCCAGAAAAGCGUGCUGGCGGUCUGGCACAACUUAAAGGCCUCAAAUUAUUCAACUUUAUCGACUUUGAAGCCUUGGAAAAACAAACAAUGUGUGCACCAUUCAAAGUUAAGGUCAUGGAUCGUGCGUAUUGUGCCAAUAAUAAAGAGAACUUACAAUUGUUAGGCCAAUGCUAUGACUCAGAAGAUUUUUAUGACUUUGACUAUGUCUCACCGGAAUUGUUGUAG